Molecule: messenger RNA, 2328 nt
Organism: Colletes gigas
Lineage: Eukaryota; Metazoa; Arthropoda; Insecta; Hymenoptera; Colletidae
Product: jerky protein homolog-like
Exons: 1
Coding region: 323-1834 (503 amino acids)
Cellular component (GO): nucleus
Molecular function (GO): DNA binding
Source: RefSeq, a predicted model, not a curated record
UUGAACACAACAAGCGGUGGGGAUGCUUUCGCCGUCAGAUAUCCGGGUAGUACUGGAAUUCUACUGGCCGAUUCCUUACCGGCAGGUUGUUGAAACGUGCACGGAGCGCUCUGGUCGUCCGGAAACCACGACGUUCGAUGUUUUCUUACGACGAUUCGGUGUGUACGGAUUCGCGGAAGAUUCGUGUGCUAAACUGUAAGGUGUACGCAAUAGCAAAAGGGUUCGGAAUCUCUGAGAAGCUACGAUUCUUGAUUAUCGGUUGCCGGUGCUGUGAACAACUUUCGAGGUCACGUGGCCGUGGAAAUGCGCGCGUCGUUGCACGAUGUUGGCUGGUCGGAAAAAAUCGCGCGUUUGCCUGUCGCUACAGCAGCGGCUUGACAUUCUGCGACAAUUGAACGAUGGCGUUUCGAUGACUCAGUUGGCCACAGAGUACAAGAUCAGCGAUUCGACCAUACGGCGCAUCAAGAAACAGGAACUCCAGAUACACAGUCGGUUGCAGACCCCGAGGGACAAAGAUAAGAAGAGGUUUCGUAAACCGCCGUUGAAAGAGUUGGAAGAUCGGUUGUUCGAGUGGUACCAAGAGCAGAAAGCGAUCGACGAUGGUGUCACGAACAUUAUGCUUCAGGAGAAGGCGGUGGAACUGAACAAGGAGUUUGGCGGUCCACCGACGUUCCAUGCCUCGCAAGGCUGGGUAUGGCGGUUCAAACAACGUCGAAGCAUCAGCUUCCGCGAUUACAGCACCGAGAACGCAAACGUUGACUCGAGGAUCGCGCAGAAUAUAACCCACUGCUUUCUGCAGCGUCUGAAGGAGGAAGGCAUAGAGCUGCAGAACGUCUACAGCAUGGACGAAACGGGCCUGGCGUGGAAAGCUCUUCCUCGAAAGACACUGAUGCAUCCUCUGGCGAGGAGAGUCUACGGGAAAAGAAUUAAAAAGAAUCUAGUCACCGUGGGGCUGUGCGCAAAUGCGAUUGGAACCCACAAGCUACCACCGCUCUUCAUCCACAGGUGCGAGACACCGAAACCCCUUAGGCAUUGUAGGGAUCGUUUGCCUGUAAUUUUCAAGGCACAGAAAAAUGCUAGGGUGGACCGGAACCUGUUCGUCGAUUGGCUGGAGAAGCACUUCAAACCAGCAGUCAGAAAACACCAACUGGAAACUGAUACUCGUGGAAAGGUGUUGCUGCUGAUAGACCAAUGUAGAGCCCACACGUUGCCACCGCAAACGCAAUUGGACGACGAUAACGUCAGCGUUGAGUAUCUCCCGACAGACACGUCGUCGAAUCUGCAUCCAAUGAGACAGGGAAUAAUAAAAAGCAUGAAGUUGUCCUUUCGUCGUCGCAUACUGAGUCGGAUCUUGGACUUUCCAGGCGGAGUGGCGGAAUUCUACGCGGAUUACGACGUGAAGGACUGCAUAGACCUGGUCGGCGAAGCCUGGAGAGACGUGACGCAGAUCGACAUCUACAAUUCGUGGAAAAAAUUAGCGGGAUUUACUGCGAUUAUAGGAGAGGAACCGGUGGAAGUGCAGGACAGCGAACAGCCCUCCGACGAUUCGGAUAUUAUCGUGAUGAAGAAUAUAAUAAAAACGAUCGUGAACGAGGCGGUUUCCGACAAGGAAGUCGAGAAAUGGCUGUCGAUCUGCGAGAAAGCCGAACGCGAUCCGGACGACUCCGAACUCGAGGAAGAAGACUGCCCCGAUAAAAAAACGAUCCUCCAUAGAGACGAGGACGAAAUCGAUCGAACGAUUUCGAAACUGAUCCUGUGGUCUGAAAGGCAAUCCGAGUUCGUUAAGUUGCACGCGCGUCUGGUGAAAGACUAUUACGAUCUGGUGCAACGAUAAAAUUAUCGCGAUGCAUUAGAACGAACACACUUUAUCAAUAGAAACUAUGAGAGAACGAGAGCAAACGAAAUACAUUUGCACAAUCGUGUCGUGGGCGUGAAUUUUGUAAUUAAAACUUUUAGUGUUAAAUUUGAACAAUCAGUACCUAAUCUAUUAAGUACCAAUGUCGUCGUUCAAAGAAAUAUUUGUUUACUGUUGUUAAAAUUUACUUGACUAUCGUGAGAUUUUUAAGAGAUCCGAGAUAAUAAGUACCUGGCAUAUUUGUUAUGCGGAUGAACUCUUUGACACAACAUCCGCAGAUUUGUAUUUGGCCGAAAAAUUUCGAGUAUUUCCUGUAAAAGUGAACAACUGUAUAUUAUUAAUGAGUAUAACUCGAAAAUGAGAUCAAAUAUGUUUACAUAAACUUUAUGUAUGAUUUUACAUUAUUUGAUCGCUAAAAUAGGUCCAACGUGCGACGUUAAACCCCUGUAUAUACGCAGUAAAGAAUUCUUCGA